Messenger RNA from Cornus florida, 1137 nucleotides. Its product is annotated as F-box protein At2g05970-like. The record is from RefSeq and is a predicted model, not a curated record. Bases 1 to 1137 code for a protein of 378 amino acids. Gene Ontology annotation, molecular function: protein binding. Lineage: Eukaryota; Viridiplantae; Streptophyta; Magnoliopsida; Cornales; Cornaceae. The transcript is spliced from 2 exons.
AUGGCUAAUAAUAUUAAUCCAGUAGUCCCUUGGUCCGACCUUCCACAAGAACUGGUGGAGUUGAUCAUGGCACAUGUCACCACAACCUUCGAUCUUCUACGAUGUCGCGGUGUAUGUCAUUCAUGGCGAUCUUCUGUACUGAACGUGCUAUCACUCGGCGUUACUUCUACUACUCCGUUACUACUCCUCUACAAUAGGCUUGACCUAUGCAAUUCUCCCGCCAAACUCUUGUGUCUUGGUAAAAACACCACCACCAAGUAUAGGCUCCGUUCACCCAACAUGAAGAGGUUGUCGUACAAGGAUGGUGUGAUAUUCAAUAGGACUUCUCCCGAUUUGGUAAAGUCCAUGGAGAAGCACUGGAUGGCAGACGACGAAGGCAUCGAGGAGGAGGCUGAUUCCGGCAAUGGUGGUGGUGGUGGUGCAGUUCCCAAAAGGACUAGAUGUAUUGCUCCCUGUCGUGGAUGGCUACUAUUGUAUCCUUAUUAUGAGAGUUCACUAUAUCUCUUCAAUCCUCUUUCAAGAAUGGUUGUCCAUCUUCCACCGCCAACGGAAUUAAAAAUGAUUGCUGUUUAUAAACUUGGUGGCAGGAAAUGGACGCCUGUUUUCGCUAGUAAUCAUCAUGAAUGGGUUUCCGUCAUAUUUUACCAUGGUAACUUCUACUCGAUUGAUGAGCUUGGUGUGCUCCGACGUUUCUUGUUGGAUAAAUCUUAUUCUAAUUACAAGGAGGAAGAGGUAUGCAAUGGUACUUGUAAUGUCAACCAAUACAGGUACUUGGUGGAGGGGUCGUGGUCUGGUGAAUUGUUGAUGGUUGUGAGGAUUUAUGAACAUCAUAUAUGCAGAACCAAAACCAAGUCGUUUGAGAUUUUUAAGUUAAAUUGGGGUAAUGGUAAAUGGGAAGAGGUGAGUAAUUUGGGUCAUCGAGCUCUAUUCUUGACUACUAAUGAUUCGAAAUUCGUUUCAGUUAGAUAUAAUCCUGAAUAUACACCCAAUUCAAUCUAUUUCAUUGAAGAUACAAAUACAAGAAUGAAAGAUUUCGGAGUGUAUGAUUUGGCAACACACAACAUAAAGCCAUUACAUCCAUCUCAAAAUCAUAUGCAACAAGCUGUAUAUUAUCGUUGGUUUCAACCGGUCCCAUAA